AUGUCUUCGAAGUCUGAGCUCGAUCCUCUCCUCCCUCGAAACGACCCCGCUCCAGAGAUACAAGGCGACGGGUAUUCGAGUCUUAGAGGAUACACCGAUGACAAGCCUUCAGAGGCGCAGUCUUUGGCUCAGAAAGAUGGUAGCAUUGACAUCGAGGAAGACGAAGACGAUACGCAACUGUCGCCAUUGACGUCGGCCAGAUCUGCCUUGAGCACCAUCAGCGCAAUAUUCACAAUCGUUGUCUUUGUCGGCUUCGUGAUAGCUUUCCUGGGCCCGAGCUUUCAAAAUGACAACCCUAUACCCUUACCACAUAACCCUCCUUCCACAAUCUCGGACCGGGUCUUUUCUAUUCUGGACGGGACCCCGUUGAUUGACGGACACAAUGAUCUUGCCAUCUUCAUCCGAGAUGCAUAUAAGAAUAAAAUACACUCCAAGGAGUUCAAGGACAAAUUUGAAAAUGGAGGCUUGGAAUUGAAUGUUGACCUCCCACGCCUACGGCGAGGUCAAGCUGGAGGUGCUCUUUGGAGCGCCUUUGUGGCUUGUCCAGAUGAUGCCAGCGACAACUUCUCAGACGAGACCUAUUCCACCGCUGUGGCGCAUACCCUCUCCCAGAUUGACUUAGUACGUCGACUCCAGAGUCACUAUUCGAAUAACUUUACUUCUGCAACAGCUCCAUUGUCCGAGGCGCUGUCCAAGUUCCAUGCUUCAAGAUCCCUGAUCUCUCCGAUAAGCAUUGAGGGACUACAUCAAAUCCCCCAGUCUGCCCCCUUAUCCACGCUUCGGUUGUACCAUACUUUGGGCGUUCGUGCAGCUACACUUACCUGGAACUGUCACAAUGCUUUUGCUGAUGCUGCAUUAAUCUCGUCAAGAGGAGAGACAACGGUCGCACCCUACCACCGUGGUGGUCUGACGCCAGCGGGCAGGGAGGUUAUCCAUGAAAUGAACCGUCUCGGAAUACUCGUGGACAUUUCCCAUACGUCGUACUGGACCCAGAAAGCGGUCCUCAGCAACGGAACCUCUGCGGCUCCAGUCAUCUUCUCACACUCAUCGGCCUUCGCCCUCUGUCAGCACCCCCGAAAUGUGCACGAUGAUAUCUUGGAUCUGGUGAAAGAGACUCGGAGCUUAGUGAUGAUCAACUUCUCCCCGGCCUUCAUUUCUUGCCUACUGCCUCCGAACUCAAGCGUGCUUCCAGAGUUCUACGAAAAGAACAACACUUUGCAUCAAGUGGCUCGACAUAUCAUAUAUGUUGGCGAAAAGAUUGGCUACGAUUAUGUCGGGCUAGGAAGUGAUUUCGAUGGUAUCGGCGAGCUGACUCCUAGAGGCCUGGAAGGGGUUGACAAGUUCCCCGAUCUGAUUGCGGAGUUGUUGCGUCUGGGAGUGAGCGAUAAGGAUGCUGGCAAAGUCGCUGGGGGGAAUUUCCUUCGAGUCUGGAGGACCGCAGAAGGAAUUGCAAAAGGUCUACAGAGGAAGACGCAGGAGGGUGAAGACGAAGUCAGUGGGUGGUAA
Messenger RNA from Capronia epimyces CBS 606.96, 1506 nucleotides. Its product is annotated as membrane dipeptidase. Gene Ontology annotation, molecular function: metallodipeptidase activity. The transcript has a single exon. Bases 1 to 1506 code for a protein of 501 amino acids. Gene Ontology annotation, biological process: proteolysis. NCBI's taxonomy places the organism in Eukaryota, Fungi, Ascomycota, Eurotiomycetes, Chaetothyriales, Herpotrichiellaceae. The record is from RefSeq and is a predicted model, not a curated record.